This is a messenger RNA of Gadus chalcogrammus (walleye pollock), 3082 nucleotides long. RefSeq names its product Cdk5 and Abl enzyme substrate 1 (gene cables1). The record is from RefSeq and is a predicted model, not a curated record. Bases 185 to 1822 code for a protein of 545 amino acids. The transcript is spliced from 10 exons. Gene Ontology annotation, cellular component: cytosol. Lineage: Eukaryota; Metazoa; Chordata; Actinopteri; Gadiformes; Gadidae. Gene Ontology annotation, biological process: nervous system development; regulation of cell cycle.
CCACAUUUUCCCUGUGCUGCCACAAUACUGAACACACGUGACCUUCCUGUUUUUAGCCAGUUUAACGCAUGUGCUUUAAAGACAGACCACACUGACGUUAGCCAACAUAAGCACGAUCAUCACUUUCUUAAUGUCAUCGAGGUAAGAUCUCUGCUCACGCGCUGACAUCGCUUGGAGGUGGACCAUGGCGGCUGCCACGAGCAGCAACACAUCCACCACCACGCUCCAGAUAAAGCAUUCCAGCAGCGAACAUACACGGAAACGCAUAGAUCCGAGGAGGAGACAAGCUGCGCUGUCUUUUCUCAGCAAGAUCUCUUUGGACGGACGGCCAGUGCAAGAUGAUGCAGACAUCCAAACCGAAGAGGAUGAUUCAGUUGAGGGAAGGACUAGACAGAGCCUGGUUUCCCCAGAACGCUCAAUGCAUGCGGCAGAUGCUGGUGCUGCCACCGGGGCAGGGGCACCAGUGGCAGCGACCACGGCCGCCCAGGCGCUCGCUAACCACGCUCUGCUUGCUACAAACCGAGCAAGUUUCGUGAUGGGUCCCACUGCUCCCCCCGGGACGGAAUCGGACGGGGAUGCGUUUGGGCCUUCCAUAUUCAGCUCACCCUUCUCUGCGGUCCCAGCCGCGGCUAGAGGGAGGCUGCAGACAUACACUCAGGGGGUCCUACCUGCCUCCUUCUCCAGGCAGGGCGCCCAGAACUACAACCUGGAGGGCGGACAGAUAGCCAACUCUGCAAUAGAGCUGCAGAGGUCAAGACGGAGACUCGUCUCCCAGCGUUCCUCCCUGGAGACCCUGGAGGACAUUGCGGAGAACGCUCCUCUGCGCAGAUGCCGAACCCUAUCGGGUUCACCGCGACCAAAGAGCUUCAAGAAGAUCCACUUCAUCAAGAACAUGAGGCAACACGAUAUGCGCAAUGGAAGGAUAGUCCUUAUCAGUGCCCGGAGAUCCUUCUAUAGUGUAUUUUCUGUGCUGCCUUAUCGAGAUUGUAGCCAAGCAGGGGAUGUGAAGCUGGAGGGCGGGCGGCAGCGCCACCCGUCGGGGGGUGUGAGCGCCAAGGAGAUGGUGAUCGGGCUGGAGGGGGUGGAGCUAGGGGCCGACGGGAAGACGGUGUCCUACACGCAGUUCAUGUACCCCACCAACGUCCUGGGCGGCCGCAGGAACACCAUCGACUCCACCUCGUCCUUCUCCCAGUCCCGCAACGCCAGCCACCGCAGCCUGAGCCUGGCCCGCCUCAACAGCACCCAGAGCAGCCUGGACACGGGCAACGAUGUGGGGGACCUCCGAGAGUACGACCCCAACCUGCUGGACGACCCCCAGUGGCCCUGUGGGAAGCACAAGCGAGUCCUCAUCUUCCCCUCCUACAUGACCACAGUGAUCGAGUACGUGAAACCCUCGGACCUCAAGAAGGACAUGAACGAGACCUUCAAGGAGAAGUUCCCCCACAUCCGGCUGACGCUCAGCAAGAUCCGGAGUCUGAAAAGGGAGAUCAGGAAGCUGGCGCAGGACGAGUGUGGCUACGGCGAGCCCACGGUGGCCAUGGCGUUCGUCUACUUUGAGAAGCUGGUGCUGCAGGGGAAGCUCAACAAGCAGAACCGCAAGCUGUGCGCCGGCGCCUGCCUCCUGCUGGCCGCCAAGAUCGGCGGCGACCUCAAGAAGCACGAGGUCAAGCACCUGAUCGACAAACUGGAAGAGAAGUUCAGAGUGAACCGCCGGGAGCUCAUAGCCUUUGAGUUCCCGGUGCUGGUGGCCCUGGAGUUCAACCUGCAUCUGCCCGAGCACGAGGUCAUGCCCCACUUCAGACGCCUCGUCCAGACGUCCUAACGCCGCGCCCCGUGGGGACGGGGGCCGGCCGGCUGGGCUCUCCUCCUCCUGAUUUCCAAUCAUCUCACAUCAUCUCAGAUCACCUCCAAUCAUUCACGCCACGCUGGCCUUUCCUCUCAGAGACCUGAAAUCUGCCAAAGUGACUCACUCUUAAAUAGUUUUCAGGGCCGUCCUUCGACAUUUAUUCUCUGUGUUUCUGCACAAGUCGUGCACGUUCCUCGAAGUUUGAAGGCUCCGACCGGUAAUUUCUUUUUUCUUCAUUGUGAUUUUUUUUUUCUAGUUAGUGGUUUUUGGAUCGCAUCUCUCACAUUUUUCAGCUACCAAGAGGUUUCUUGGUGAUGUUUUGGCAAAGGGUUGUCAAAGGAAAAACUUUCCGAUGUCAAAUUUCUUCAUAUUUUUUCACUCGUGUCCUGUUCAUGAAUGUCAUGAUCAUUGCCUUUUGACAAGCAUGACUUUAUGAACGCUGCAGCCUCUUUAGCUAUUGGUUUUGGCUGGAUUUGUACUCUUCUCUAUAGAACAUUCUCUAUAGAAAUGUGUCGCUCAAUUGCACCCCCCUCCCCAAUCACUACAAGUGCACUCCUGGAAAAUUAUGGGGAACGGGAAGAGGGGAUCAGUUUUUUCAUCCUCUUAUUUUUGGAACAAAUCUGGAAAAAAUGAGUCAUGUGACCAUUCUUUAUAUGAUUUCUUAUUUUCUACAGACCACUAUCUGCAUGGGAUCUGACAUUUUGAAAGUACUUGUGUAAAGUACAAACUUGAUGGGACGACUGUUGUUGUAUCUUUUACAACAUACAAAGUAUUGGAUUGUUUUUUAAUUGUAAAAUGUUUUGCUUUGGAACUAUACUAACCAGAAACUUGUACUUUAAGCGUGCUAUUUCCCCAUGCUCUAUGUUAGAGUGUAUUCCCAGCACUGGAACAGUGCUUCGUUGGGGGUCAGGAGAGAAAAGUACGAACGACUAAAGUGUAUUAACCAAUGGUCACUAAUUGGUUUUGGGUGGGACGACUGUGGAUUGGUGCCGCAGAGCAAGGCACUACAAACAUGUCUCCGCUUUACAGGGGCGUGAUUCACUAGAAGGACAUCCACUCUGGCCCCACCUGUAGCAGGGGUGGAAGGGAACGAAGGCAUUUCCCCGCAUCGUAUGAAUAUAGCGUCAUACUUUGGAACAUAACUUGAAUUUGUUAUUUCAAACAUAAAGCUCGGGUAGGCCACCUUUUUUCAAACCAGCCAGAGUCGAUUCGAUUUCUAAAGUAUCCAACCAAAAA